GGGGUACUAGAGUAGGUACUGCAGUAAUGUGAAAGCAAAAUAUGUUUAUUUCUUGAAAAUUGUAAGUCGCCAGUACCGCAUGCGACAGACAUUCAUCAUUUAUAAGUACCCUACGAAGGGCUUACAAGGAUAAUGAGAUAUAAAGUUUGGGUGUAUGCCUGUGCGAUUUUUGUAGUUGUUGUGCUUGUAAGGGGACAAGAAAGAUUCGAUAUUUUUGAGGAAAAAAAUGAAAUCCCAUAUGAAAAGGACAAAACAAAAAUGUCGAAAACCAGCAGCAAGCCAAUUUUGGUCAUCAAAGAACCGCAAUCGGACACUAAAACGUCAACUCUUGAUAUAAAAGAACAAACCCUCAAAAUUUUAGUUUCAGAAGAAAAAUACACAACCCCUCAGACACUAGAUGGUCACGACACAAAAACACCAACCGUUGAAGAAAAAUUGACAGUUGAACCAACUAAACCACAAAUUCUAAUUUGCCCUCCCAAAAACGAACCGAAACCGCUAUUUUCGCUACCCUGUUUUGCAACGUCAAAUUGCGGAUUUUUAGGUAAAGAUUUGAUGUGCUGCGAUGGUAGGUGUGUCAAAGGAGUACCGCCACCUAAAACAGAUCCAAUUCAUGAACCAAUAUUUUUUGGAAUUAUCGAAAGAAAAUGUCCAGUGGAUCCUCUAACGGAACUGUCUGAAGUAAAAGAAUGUUUCACUGACGACGAUUGUUCGCCAAGAAUAUGCUGUGGAGAAAUUCUACCCAGUGGAACAAAAGUUAGAUUUUGUAGGACUCCUAUUCCAGUUUGGGAUUCUUUGCCAUUACCUUCACCAGUCUUGGAACCAUUGAAAGUUUUCACAAGCUAUAUGCAGUGUACACCUCCACCUCCGCCUCAUUUAGAUCUCUAUCCGAAAUCUUGCCAAAAUCCAAUGGAUUGUUUUCCCAGUCUUUGCUGUCAGGAGAAGGGAAAGAAAUUUUGCAGGCCACCAAAAAGGUCUUUGCUGGCUUUAGUUGCCGAAUUAGGACAAAGAAUAAUUCCUGAGGAUGCUGCCAGAAAAUUCAUAGAGAAAAUAUCUUAAUUAAUUUGUUACUGAUAAUCAAAUAAAGGAAACAAAAAAAAAAAAACAUGAAUUAAAAUGAUUUACAAAGUCAUUUUUAUUUUAAAACAAAUUAAAUAUAAAGAUAAGUUGUAGUAAAACAUCUAGUCCAGCUGAAACAAAAAAAUAGAAAAUUAGUUUUAUACAUUUUUCAUAAUGAUUUUUUUGAUAAUAUGAAAAAUGGGGCUUUGGAAAAUACAAAAUACCAUGAAUAGAUAGGUUUAGGGUGGUAUUGCCAUUCCAAUAGUUAUUUACCUAUGAAGUGCAGAAAGUUAUACCGCGCGCGCAACGGCGUUUGCAUGAAUGGAGUUCGUGCAAGCCGGAAAAGAUAUCUUAUACUCGUGUUCAAUUUACCCACAGGUAGUGAUGUAAAGUUCCCGAAACAUUCAAAAGCCGCGAACAUUCUCGGAAACUUUCUGGGAAUAUUGGAAACUUUCGAGAACCUAUGGAAAUAUUUUUUUUUUUUUAAUUUAUAGCUAAAUCAGACAAAUCGUAGUAAGCUUUAUUUACCUAUUAUUGUGGGUUACUGACUAUAGAUUAGUAUAAACCCAGAAAAACACCUAUUUUUUUCUGUAAGAUCAGCUAAAAAUUAAACUAUGUAGUAAAAACACUUAUGGACGGUUGAAUAAGGCUUUAAAGGAAAAGCUGAUCCGAUUAACCCAAUCUCUCUGCUGUUUAUUUUUUAUCUUUCUUCCAUGGAGAUUAUUUAAAAAAAAAAAAGACAAAGUGUAGGUACAUCAGCUGGUGAUCGGGUAUCGAAGACAGUUGGACUGGGCUACAUCAUCCACAUAAAUUGAAAUGACGUCACUGAGACCUUGUAUUUGCAAUAAUCUCGGAUUUUUAUAAAAUUCUUCUGGAAAGUUCUUGGAAAUAUUCUCGAAAGUUCUCUGAA
This is a messenger RNA of Ceutorhynchus assimilis (cabbage seed weevil), 1969 nucleotides long. The record is from the annotation of a GenBank genome assembly. NCBI's taxonomy places the organism in Eukaryota, Metazoa, Arthropoda, Insecta, Coleoptera, Curculionidae.